UAUCAUGAAAAAUAUCGUUUGAUUAAUCCUUCCGUUUUUCAGCAAGCAUGAUAUAGUGUAGCCGAGAGCUAGUUUAGUACACUAUAUAAAUAAGACAACUAACUUGUAAGGUACCCUUAUCAAUCUUUCAGGAUGUGUCCCAUCAGCUCCGCAGUAGUGGCAGUCCUUACAUCGGCUGUAGUCUGCUUGGCAUCAGCAACCCAGAAGAUUGGGACACCCUUUCUAGAGCGACAGCUGCACAAACAUGGCUUCCACAGAGACCUGACAACAUCAGUAGAGUGGCUGGUGAACCCCCACCACCGCGGGGACAUACAGAACUGCGGGAUCCUCCUGGUUGAGAAGCUACCCCCGGGGAUCUAUGUUGACCCCUUCCAGCUGUCCUCCAGGCUUCAGUUUGGGGGACCAAAGGUUUUAGUUGAUGCAGCUGUUAACAUAGAGAUGCCUGCCCACCUCUCGCCCGGACACACCCUCCAUGUGUACGCUGACCUGAAGACAGUCACAGACAGUGAUGAAGGAUUCAGCCUGGCAGCAUCAGUCACCCUCCCCAUCCACCUCCGAUACCAGCCCCCUGCACACGAGUCCAGCAUCACUCAUGUCGAUGUUGUUAUCAGUAACCCUCGCUUGUUCACAAACUGUUCAAUCAAAGAGUCUGUGGUCUUGCUCCAGGCCCCGUGUGACCACACCAACGCUUCUCAAUGUCUCUGGCAUGAGCACCACUACCAGGCCGAAGUUGACAGUGUGACGUGCAGUGUGCCUGUAGGGAACACAAGUUAUCUGCCCCUGGUUGUGGCCGUGACAUUACUUGUGACUGGAAUUUGCUGUCUGUUCAUCGUAUACGUGGUCAUUACAAAACAACCUCAAACCAAACUGAAGACAUCCUGAAAUUGUCUGAUGUGUUUGUCAUGUAGUGAGAUAGCCUGAUACCUACAGGCACGACCUGGCCGUCCAGUGAACCAGCGAUGAUGAGAGAAGCUGUUGGGAACAUGUCAACAGUUUCACCGUGCUGAUUGUCUGCAAGUCUUGAUAUAGGGAUCUGUAACUAUUACGUUUGUGUUGAACGCUGGCUUCACCCUCUGGGAACCAUAUAGGAAACCUGUGUACUGUCGCUGUUACUGGUACGAGUGAACGAGGUCCUGACUUUCAUGGCGCUGUUUGAGAUUGUUGGUUACCUGUCACCAACAGAUCAACUACAGUUGACAGUGUCAACUCUUGACAGGGAGUUCAAGUGCCUCUGUCGAUCAAGUUAAAAGGAACUAUUUUGGUUAUCUGAUCAAUCUUGUAAAAAGUAUUGUAUCUUUUGGGCAACUGUAUAUAAAUGAUAUACAUAUAAC
Messenger RNA from Haliotis rufescens (red abalone), 1331 nucleotides. RefSeq names its product phosphatidylinositol-glycan biosynthesis class X protein-like. The transcript has 6 exons. Gene Ontology annotation, biological process: GPI anchor biosynthetic process. NCBI's taxonomy places the organism in Eukaryota, Metazoa, Mollusca, Gastropoda, Lepetellida, Haliotidae. Gene Ontology annotation, cellular component: endoplasmic reticulum membrane. The record is from RefSeq and is a predicted model, not a curated record. The coding region runs from base 133 to 882 and encodes 249 amino acids.